Molecule: messenger RNA, 2302 nt
Organism: Amphimedon queenslandica
Lineage: Eukaryota; Metazoa; Porifera; Demospongiae; Haplosclerida; Niphatidae
Product: coiled-coil domain-containing protein 18-like
Exons: 22
Coding region: 20-2233 (737 amino acids)
Source: RefSeq, a predicted model, not a curated record
AUGGUAACCAAACAUCAAAAUGGCUGCCACUACAAUAAAACUCUCAACAGAUGUUAAGAACAUUGUUGACAAAUUAGAAGACUUGGGCAAACAGCUCAGAGAGAACAGAUACCUCUUUGCAGAGGAGUUUGGAGCUAGUGCUAACUCAGUCAUUUCAGCCAUGAAAGAGCUGGAUAAGAUACGUGUGCAUGCUCACCAACUGCUUGAAGGCGAAACUAUAAUGGCCAGUGCACUCCGUCAUAAACUCAACACUCAUGUUUCGAAAUUACAAGCUGAGGCUGCUGCUGCAGUAAUUUCAGCAAGGCAGUCAAAUCAAGCUCGUUUAUCAGAACUGCAGACUCAAGUCACAUUAAUGAGUGAGGAGGCAUCAUCUUUGUUAAAAAGGCACGAAGUGGUGGGCCUCCACAAUGACGUCCUUCUUCCUCAACUGAAGCAACUGCAGGCAGCACAUUCGGAUAAAGUAAAGAUACUUAAUGAGAAGAUGUUGGAGAGAGCAGGGAUGCAGAUUUUUCUAAAUGAGACAAUAGAACAAUUAGAUGACACUGGCUCUAAAAUUUUAGACAUAGAGGAAGAGAUUCAUAUACUUCAGGACAACCUGAAGCUCAAGAGACAGCACAUUAGCAAAGAAAGAGAAGAGCUCUUGAAAUCUUUGGAAGGUACUAAAAUGCAAUUAAAUCAACAAAAUGAAGAAAAUAGAGAUCUUAAAAAUGAUCUUCAUGUUGAAGAAUAUGAAUCAGCUCAAGUUGAAUUAUCUGUUAAAGAGUCGGUAGCGUCCAUAGAGAAUGUUAAAAGAGAAAUUUCAUCAUUGAUUGUUACUCAGAAUCAGCUUAAGAGUGAAGCAAUGUCAAAAGAAGUAGAAAAGCGAUCAUUAAUCCAAGAUGGGGAAAGGAUUAAGAAAGACAUGGAAUUAUUUGGUUAUCAGCACUCGGUGAAGAAGAAGCAAGCAGAGGAGAUCAUUAAUCAGUUGAUAGCUGAAGUAGAGCUAGCUGACACUGAAUCCAAGAAACUAAAAGAUGUAUACAAAGCAGUCAAAUCUGAAUGGAAGGUAGCUAAUGAGGACUAUGACUCAAUAUCUUACUCACUGAAUGCAGUCAAAGAGAGUGUUGCUUCUGCUAAGGAAUCACUGAUGAGAGAGUCUGAGGAAGGAGUGAAGCUGGAGACUGAGAAAAAUGAACUAGAAUUUAGACUCACUCAAAUACAAGAAACCCACAAAGUGAACGUUCAGCUAUUUAAAGAAGAAAUCACGGAGUAUAAAGAUAAGCUAGCUCAUGAACAUAAAAUCAGACAAUCUGCCGAAGAGAAUUACAAAGAUCUUGAGCUCUUAAUACAACAGCAGCUAUUGGAUCAGAGCGAGAUUAUGACGACAUUGAAUAUGAAAUUAAAAGAAUCAAAGAAAGCCGGAGAUACAUUGCAUAGCAAGAUAGUUACACUGGAUAAUAGUAUAAGCCAAUGUGAGACAAGCAUUGAGAGACUCAAUAAAGAAAUAAGUGAGAGAAAAAGUCAUCUUAGCAGAAGGAGCACACAACUUGAGGAGCAACUGAAUAUUCUCGAGGAGAGCAUUGCUGAACUAACAGAUGAUAUUAAAGAUGCUACUGAUCAGUUGCUAGAGGCAGAGCCAUUGAGAGAUUCACUAGAGGAGGAAUAUGCUUCAGCAAUGGAAGAAUAUGAAGAAUCCAAGAGAAUCAUGAUAGAAUUAAAGAAUAAGAGAUCUGGAUUAAGUGAUGCAUGUCAGAGACUAGAGAGAGAACUAGAGAAGAUACACAUUCCACAAGCUCAUCUGAGAAUGGAGACACUCAGAUGCAGGACUUACGCUAGGAAGAACUUGAGAGAGAGGAAAGUUAUAGUAGACGACUUGGAGGAAAAGCUAAGAGAGAAGAGAACAAAGCUAAACACUAUACUGUUCCACAAUGACAGAAUAAGAGAAGCAAGUAAAAAAUUAGAGAAAGAAUGCAAUGGAUAUGCUAGUUACAGCGAAGGUAGUGCUGAAAGAGAGAAGAGACUAAUAGGGAGACUUGAACAAAUGAAAACUGACCUUGAGAAGCAAUGGCAAGAGAGCAAGGAGCUAGCUAAGGUAUACCAUGAAAGAGAUAGUGGCAUAGUUGAAACGUUGACAUCCCUUCAAGAGAAAAGCUCCAAGCAAAUGAAAGAAUUGUCUGUUGUUUCAUCGCAAUUCACCCAAGAAAUGAACAUAUUCAACAAAUUUCUUCUAAGGCUGUCCAAAAGGAAGAAAUGAUGUCAUUUUAUUUAAUCAUUAUUAUUCUUGUUUUUAUGUUUUAGCAAAAAUAAUUUUAAUUAACUAUAA